CAAAGGCGGCCUAUACAUUGAGAGCCCGAAAAUGGGUGUAUCUAUGAGACAAUGUGUCUUGGUAUUUGGCAUGCUUUUUACUGGGACUAUCAACACAGUAUCCAGAAAAGUUCAGCUUGAUUGCAUGUUAGUCCCUUCACAUUCAAAAGUAAUAGUCUAGACAGUGCUGUAGGAUACUUUAAUCAUUCUGCAAAUGAUGCGCGUACUCCGCAUAACUUCAAUAAACCAUGGUUUCAAACGCUACUGAUGUUUUUCGGGGAGUCACUUUGUAUAUUGGCUUUUAUGAUAAUGAGAUGCAGGAAAAGGAGGCAAAUGUUUUCACAUGGUUAUAGUGUUAUUGGCCUUCACCCUAGAGGUCAAAGCCUAGUAAGAACACCUAUUUUUAACUGGAUUUUUAUAUUACCGACGCUCUGUGAUUUGUUGGGCUCAACACUAUCAGGUAUCGGUCUUCUGUACAUUGAUGCAUCCAUUUGGCAAAUGUUACGGGGAUCGCUUAUUGUAUUUGCUGGAAUUCUGUCAACUAUAUUUCUAAAGCGACGUUUACGUUACUUUCACUGGAUUGGUAUCAUGAUCACUGUGAUUGGAUUAGCUCUUGUCGGUUCAAAGUCAGUAUUCAGUGUACAUUCAGUGAAGUCAAGCAUAACUCAAUCAGCUAUAGGACUUGUUCUCGUGUUGGCUGGUACAUUCACAUCAGCAGCACAAAUGAUUGUAGAAGAAGUCUUCUUAAAAAGUCGUGGUUUUCACCCUCUACAGGCUGUCGGUAUGGAGGGUAUUUUCGGUUGUAUUUUAAUGUGUGCAAUUGCCCUCCCAGCUGUUCAUUAUAUUCCGGGGAAUGAUUUAAAUGGAUCCUAUGAAAAUGUUAUUGAUGCCAUCUAUCAAAUUGGUAGUAAUUAUGUCCUAUUAGGCAAUUGUAUAUUAUACGUCUUAUCAAUUGCAUUCUUCAAUUACUGUGGUCUAUCGAUUACACGAAGUCUUAGUUCUGUUCAUAGAACAUUAAUCGAUUCUUUACGUACUGCAUUUGUAUGGAUAUGCAGUUUAAUACUCUAUUAUGCUGUUGGUCCACCGUACGGUGAACCAUUCACAGUUGGUUGGGGUCUAAUUGAAAUUGAUGGUUUCGCCUUACUCAUCAUCGGAACAUUAGUGCAUAAUCGUGUCCUAGACAUUACUUGUUGCUGCCCAAAUCGUCCAGAACCAUUAAUAUUAACACCAAGACAAUUGAGAGGUAUGAGUGAAUCUUCAGAACCCUAUUCCCUCGACUAUACGGAUACAAUGGAUUCAAGUGAUGAUAUUGAUUUAGACGAUGAGGAUGUCGAUGAGGAUGAUGAAGAUCCAAUUUAUUAUUCUAAUGAUCGUAGUGGUGCUGGAUCAAUAAUGAGCAGUAGUGCUGUGUCUACUCUGCAUCGUUCGCAUGAUCGUGAAGAACAAUCACAGCAAACAGCAUCAUCAUCAUUAUUAUUGAAAACAUCUAUUGUUGGCGGGAAAUCAAUAAAUUAUUCUACAAUAAACUAAUGAGAACCAUUAUUAUUAUUAUUAUUGAUUUUUUAUUUUAUUUUAUUAUUUAUUAACUUUCUAAUAUAAUCUUCACGGUGAUCAAGAUCAGUUUUACACACCAGAGUUGUUGUUGUUGAUAUAUAUAUAUAUAUUGAUUCUCUCAUUGACUUCAUUUUUAGUUUGGGGGGGGGGAGUCAUGAACAGAUCUUCAUUAUUUCUCACUCUUAGUGUGUGUAUUUUGGUUUUAUGAGGAGAAGUAUCUGUUUAUUAAUAUGUAUCUGAGUAGUGUUCAGCCUUCUCCACCCUUUCGCCAUUUUUCUGUGCCUUUAUUGAAUGGUUUUGUUAACUUGAUACAUGAGAGAUUCCAUUGUCAACCGUUCCUCUUUUUGUAUUCACUCAUUCCUAAAUUCGUUCAUUCAUUCAUCGUUCUUAUGUUGUAAUAGUUCCACCCACGCCCCACCCCCCCCACACACAAGCACACAAUGUAUUCGUGUGUUAUUCAACUGGGGAUGGGGUGAGUUGACUGUUGGUUAGUUAUCGUUUAACCCUAGAAACCGUUUGUUAUUCUUCGUAAAUAACUUUUAAUAGUUUUUUAAAAUAAUUUUUGUAUUUAUUAUUAUUAUUAUUAACAGCAGCAUUGGAGUGACUAAUGAAGGUACCUCUAAGCAUAUGACUCCACUGCACUUCACUCCAGUCCAGUCCACUCCACUCCUCCUUUUUCUUCGAUCUGUUUUUACUCUUUAACAAAGAAAAUUGAACUGCUAAAUUUAAAUGACAAGAUUACUUGAGGCUUCUUUCACAGUC
Trichobilharzia regenti is the source of this 2295-nucleotide messenger RNA. The record is from the annotation of a GenBank genome assembly. Lineage: Eukaryota; Metazoa; Platyhelminthes; Trematoda; Strigeidida; Schistosomatidae.